Molecule: messenger RNA, 1713 nt
Organism: Strongyloides ratti
Lineage: Eukaryota; Metazoa; Nematoda; Chromadorea; Rhabditida; Strongyloididae
Exons: 2
Coding region: 1-1713 (570 amino acids)
Source: RefSeq, a predicted model, not a curated record
AUGGAUAAGAUAACUUUACGUUCAAAUUUAAAUAAUAAUACAAAAAAUCCUAUACAAAAUAAUUUUUCAACAAAGUAUACUCAAGAAAUGUCUAUAAAUUUAAAUAAAACUACAGAGAAUAAAAAAAAAAGUAAAGUAAAAAUUUUUACUUCAAAUGGAAAAAAAAAGGUUAAUAAAGUUGGAAAAGUUUCUAGUCUUAAAACAAAAGUGGAAAAAAAUGAAAAGAAAAAAGAUUUUUUGACAAAAAAAACACAAAUAAUUUUAAAUUGUACAAAAAGUUUAGAAAAAAGUUCUUUACCAAGUAGUCAAACAUUCGAAAAAGAAAGUUGUAAUAAUGUUGUAACUGAAAACAAAACAAAUUAUAUUCAAAUUUAUGGUGAAAUUAAAUCAGAUACAGUAAUAUUAGAAAAUGAAUUAUAUAUAUAUUGUAAUAAUUUUGAUUAUGAAGAAAUUAAUUAUGAUAAAUAUAUAAAUAAUUUUGAUUUUACUCAAAAAGAAAAAUAUGAUAUUUUUUAUAAUCCAUUACCAAUUAGACCAUUAAAAAUGCGUGGUCGACAAUUAAAUUUUUAUAAAGCUGUACAAAGUAUAAAAAAUCAAAAAUAUUCAAUUGAAUGUACUUGUAAAAAUAUACGAAAUCCAAUUGUUAAAAAGAUUGAAAAAAAAUCAUAUGGUGUAUAUAGUAAUACUAAAAAUGCAUUUAAAGUUUUUUUUAGAAAAUCAACAGGAAAAAGUUUUGUUGAACGAUGUGCAUUUUGGCCUUCAAAAAGUGAAUAUUUUUUUUAUCAAACAAAUAAAAUGAUUGGAAUGAGUUAUCAACAACAAAUUGACAGUGAAGCAAUUUAUAUAAAAGGUUAUGGAUUAAGUUAUGAAGAAUUAAAUUCAAAAAUGAAUCCAAAAAAUAUGGUUAUUGAUAGAAAAGUUUAUUUAGGUUCAGAAGAAUAUCUAGAUGGAGGAAACUUUUUAUUUGGUUAUAAUCAUCCAUGUUUUUUUUUAACAGAUCCAAUAGAAUUUUUUUUUAUAAAAUCGUCAGAAAAAAAUGUAAUUGCAUGUGCAUAUACAGAAUUAAAAAGACAACCAAAAUAUAUAUUUAUAUAUUCUCAUCCUAAUGCAAUGGAUUUAUCAGAUUCUAUUUGUGGUUUUCCAAAUAUAUCUGAUUUAGCUCGAUUUUUAGAAGUAAAUUUUAUAACAUAUGAUUAUUCUGGAUAUGGUAUUAGCAAUGGUAAACCUUCAGAAGAAGUUUUAAAAGAAAAUUUAAGAGCUGUUAUUGAAUAUGUUGUCAAAAAAAGAAAAUAUAAUCUUGAAAGAAUUGUAUUAUUUGGUUAUUCUAUUGGAGGUUCUUUAUCAGCAAUUAUUGCAACAGAAUAUCCUAAUUUAGGUGGUUUAAUUUUACUUGGAGCACCAGCAUCAUUAGGUACUAUUUUAAGAUAUCAAUUAUUAAAGUCAAAUAUUAAAGUAGAUGACGAUAUUUGUGAUAAUGUUUUUAAUACUGUUAAAGCUAUAUCAAAUGUUGAAACACCAACUUUAAUUAUUCAAUCAAAAGCUGAUAAAAUGGUUCCACAUUCAAAUGGUUUUGCUAUAUAUAAAAAUGCAAAAAAUCCAUUACCACCAUAUUUAUUAUUAGAUAUAAAACAUAAUUAUAUGGAUACUUCUGCUGAAGCAUUAUUAAAAAUAAAAGAAUUUAUUCAAUAUAAUUUAAAACAAGAUCCUCUUUAA